GCGGGUCGAGUAGCUUGCGAGCACGGCGACAAGUUACUUCAUGGAGAACUGCUACGCUGGCGCCACCUACUACAUCAAGCUGCUGCUGAUCAGUCACAAGGACCAGGUGCUCAGCCAAUCACGGCAGCUGAACGUGCAGACGUCGGCGUCGCCGGACACGCCCAUCCUGAGCCUCAGGGCGUGCAACUUCAAGUACAUCGCUAUACAGUGGGAGAAGCCGAGCGUGUACGGGUCGGCACACAUCACGAGCUACCGUCUGUUCAUCAAUGGAGUCGUGGAGAGUAACCUCAGUCCGCAGCAGACAGCGUACACGUUCACUAGCGGCGCCUGGUGUCGCGAGUACGUGUUCCAGCUUCAG
Messenger RNA from Priapulus caudatus, 358 nucleotides. RefSeq lists its product as uncharacterized. Lineage: Eukaryota; Metazoa; Priapulida; Priapulimorpha; Priapulimorphida; Priapulidae. Gene Ontology annotation, molecular function: protein binding. The record is from RefSeq and is a predicted model, not a curated record. The transcript has 2 exons. The annotation marks the transcript as partial.